Ziziphus jujuba (common jujube) is the source of this 1873-nucleotide messenger RNA. Its product is annotated as NAC domain-containing protein 43. Lineage: Eukaryota; Viridiplantae; Streptophyta; Magnoliopsida; Rosales; Rhamnaceae. Gene Ontology annotation, biological process: regulation of DNA-templated transcription. Gene Ontology annotation, molecular function: DNA binding. Bases 267 to 1652 code for a protein of 461 amino acids. The transcript has 3 exons. The record is from RefSeq and is a predicted model, not a curated record.
UUACGCACUGCUUCUUCUUCUUCUUCUUCUUUUCUUCUUCUUAAUGUUCAUUUCUCUCUCCUUAUCCCCUCAUCACCACCACCAUCGAUCAUCCCCUUUUUCUAGAUCUUUUGGGUUUUACUUUUAUUAUUAUUAUUUACAAAUUAAAUCUCUAGCCAAGGGGCUAGCUAAGUUAGAGAUUGCACGGAGAGAGCAAAAAGAAAAAAAGCAAUAAUAUUAGUAUAAUCUGAACGACGACCCACACUGAGAUUGUGUGCAGGUAGCCAAUGUCAGAAGAUAUGAAUCUGUCCAUAAACGGUCAGUCGCAGGUCCCUCCAGGCUUCCGCUUUCAUCCAACUGAAGAGGAGCUCCUUCACUACUACCUUAAAAAGAAAGUGGCUUUUGAGAAAAUCGAUCUUGAUGUUAUCCGCGAGGUUGAUCUUAACAAGCUUGAACCAUGGGAUAUCCAAGAGAAAUGUAAGAUAGGAUCGACGCCGCAGAAUGACUGGUACUUCUUCAGUCACAAAGACAAGAAAUACCCAACAGGAACUCGAACAAACCGUGCAACAGCUGCUGGAUUCUGGAAGGCCACGGGCAGGGAUAAGAUCAUUUACAGCGGCUUCCGAAGGAUCGGAUUGCGGAAGACUCUGGUUUUCUAUAAAGGACGAGCUCCCCAUGGCCAAAAGUCCGACUGGAUCAUGCAUGAAUACAGGCUCGACGAAACCACCACUGAUACCGCCACCGUCACUAACCCAUCCAUGGUGGGCAUAGGAGGGGAGUCGACGGGUGAGGAUGGGUGGGUAGUUUGCCGGGUAUUCAAGAAGAAGAACUAUCAGAAAACGCUUGACAGUCCCAAAUUAGCAGCAGCCUCCUCCGUCUCCACCUCCGGGGACCAGUAUUCAACUAUUCCCCAUCAAAUGCAUCAUGCAGCUUCAAGGAACGAUGAGGUUCUGGAUCAGAUACUUUCAUACAUGGGGAGGACUUGCAAGCUUGAAAAUCAUGAUUCUUUGAUUACCAAUAUCAAUAUCUCUGCUGAAAGAUUUCUAUCAAACAACAGUACCACCAAUACCACCACCACCACCAUGGUGGGCGGCGGCGGUGGCUGCGCUGCUGACAGGUUCAUGCAUCUCCCAAGGCUGGACAGCCCAUCAAUGGUUUCUCCUUUUGAUCAUGAUCAGGAUCCGCAUCCGGAUCAGGAUCAGGACCACCCUGGUUGUUUCAGAUCGUCCUACCAAUCAUCCAUGGAGCAUGAGAUGCUUAUCGAAGAAACCACUGAACCCUCCUCCUCCACCGACCAAUUAGCUGCAAGGGGAUGUUAUAAUUCUACUACUGGUCAUGGAGUCCCGAUUGAUGAUAACCCAAAGCCCAAGCUCAAUGACUGGGUUGCCCUCGAUCGCCUUGUGGCCUCCCAGCUCAAUGGCCAUGAACAAUCCUCCAAGCACCUAUCUUGCUUCGGCGAUCCCAACAUGUCUUUUUGUUCUCUUCCCCAUGACCAUCAUGACGUACAAAUAUCAUUUCCAUAUCUACGUUCAACCAGUAGUAUUGGUAGUAGACCCAAUGAUAACAACCAAAACUCACAGGUCUACAGCACCGAAAACGAAGUACUGUGGAGUUUCACCAAAUCAUCCCCAUCGCCCUCAUCAUCUGACCCAUUAUGCCACUUGUCGGUAUAAUGGAAGCAAGCUGAAACAGUCGAUCGUCAGUUUGUGAUGGAUGAAACUAUAUAUUAUGUUACAAUACCACACAUUUUUAACUUCUUGUAGCAUUAUGUAUAAUUGUUACAUUUACUGGUAUAGGGUAUAUAUAUACAUAUAUAUACACAGAUAAUAUACUCUGUACCUACGUGGAAUGAUCACCUAUAUAUAAAUUAAUAAAAAUGUGAUGGAAAUUUAAU